Molecule: messenger RNA, 4269 nt
Organism: Achroia grisella
Lineage: Eukaryota; Metazoa; Arthropoda; Insecta; Lepidoptera; Pyralidae
Product: ras-specific guanine nucleotide-releasing factor 1-like
Exons: 32
Biological process (GO): positive regulation of GTPase activity; Ras protein signal transduction
Cellular component (GO): plasma membrane
Molecular function (GO): guanyl-nucleotide exchange factor activity; protein binding
Source: RefSeq, a predicted model, not a curated record
AUGCUGAGUCCGAAGAUCCAGCGUGCUAUCAGGAUAAAUGAGGGGCAGCUGAUAGCUCUCUCAGACAGGGCCCAGUAUGACCACGCCCAGGCUGGUUACCUGAUGAAGAAAAGUUCUGAUGGCAAUAGAUGGCAACAGCGAUGGUGUAUAUUGUACCAGAACUUGCUGUUUUACUACGAGUCGGAUUCAAAUGUGAGACCCAUAGGCGUGGUGCUACUGGAGGGGUCCUACUGUGAGAGAGUCGUAGGAAUGCCUACUGACAAGGAGCCUACGUUCGGUUUCGUGAUCAUUUACCGUCGGGAGAACCAGCGUCAGUACGAGUUCCGUGCCACCUCCGACGCGGAUUGUUCACUAUGGAUCGACGCUAUACAGGAGGCGAGUUUCAACAAGAUGCUGAUGCAGAAGGAGGCGCUAGAACACCAGAAUCGUCAUCUCAUCCAACUGAUGGAGUGUGAACGGACAAGCCGCUGGGAGUAUAAGGUCGAAAGAGAUAACCUGAGCCAGGAGGUCAAAAAACUGAAGUCAGAGCUUAUAACCUACAGAAAAGAAGCUGGAAAACCUGUAGAGGAUCUGGAGAACUCUGAUAAACUAGAGCCAGCGGAGUUACGACAAAUUAAGAAAGUGCAGAGUUUCUUCCGUGGCUGGCUCUGCAGACGACGCUGGAAACAAAUUGUAGAUAUGUAUAUAAAGAGUCCGUUUGCUGAAAGUAUGCGAAAAAGAAACAGUCUUGUAUUCAAAAUGGUUGAAGCGGAGGAGGAAUAUCUUGAGCAAUUAGAAAUUUUGGUAUCCUGCUUUUAUCGUCCAUUCAAAAUGGCUGCCAGUUCAAAAAAGCCUCCAUGCACCCACGAAGAUGUGAAUUCCAUUUUCCUGAACGUGGAAACGGUGUUGUUCUUACACCAAAUAUUCUAUAAAGGUCUUACAGCAAGAAUGGACUCAUGGCCAACUCUUGUAUUAAGUGAUCUCUUCGAUAUGUUGGUGCCAAUGUUAACGAUAUACCAGGAGUACGUACGAAACCAUCACUAUGCGCUCCAGGUGCUUACGGAGUGCAAACAGAAACCUGCAUUUACUCAGCUGGUAGCGAGACUUGAAUCGAAGCCGGCCUGUCAAGAUCGGACUCUGGAGACCUUUUUAACAUAUCCCAUGCACCAGAUACCCCGUUACAUAAUAACGCUACACGAGCUAUUGGCGCACACCCCUGCGGACCAUGUGGAACGUCGUAGUCUGCAACAUGCGAGGCAACAACUUGAAGACCUUUCUAGACAAAUGCACGACGAGGUCAGUGAAACGGAGAGUAUAAGGAAAAAUUUGGCGUUGGAGCGCAUGAUUAUAGAAGGGUGUGAUAUAUUACUGGAUGUCAACCAAGUGUUCAUACGGCAAGGAAUGCUGUCCCAAGUAGUAGCGAAAGGUCGCAAAGCAACUCUACAAGGUCGCUUGGCAUUUCUGUUCAGUAACUACUUACUGCUUACCACACGAGCUAGCGGUGGAAGGUUGCAUCUGAAAGCUGAAGAUAGACUGCCACUUCAUGACGCUUUGCUUAUAGAAGACCCAACCUGCCAUGAAGACGAUGACUUGUCAUAUAUACGUACAUGAUCACAUAAAAAUUUCAAUUACUCAGGUCCAGACAUCUAUAUGGGAAGAGACUUCAAAAUAUUAGUAGAGGUCAAGGGACAGCAGAUAUGCGCCCAUCUAGUGGCGUCAACGACAGAGAUAAAAGCUGCUUGGACGAGUGAACUAGCCAACUGCAUGGAGAGUGCUGCACUCACGGAGAUGAUGCGGGCCUGCGCCAACAGUAACUCAUCUGCCAGUCUCCCAGCAUGCAGAACUGAUCGAGCACUGUUCACUGAUGACGUGGACAUCAGAUUUAGCAGAACUCUCAAUUCGUGCAAGGUUCCACAGAUAAGAUCCGCUACGCCACAGAGGCUGUUACAGAGACUUACUGAUCUUCGAUUCCUAUCAGUGGACUUUCUGAAUACGUUCUUACUGACGUAUCGGGUGUUCACCGACGGAGUCACAGUAUUGGAAGCUCUCAAACAAGUGUUUUACGAGCAGUCAGUCCUGGAGGUGGACCCGCCACCGCCAGUGGACUCCAACAGGAAGACCAGCGCCGCUAGUUCUGUAUCUGGUUAUGGAUCUGAAUACAGCGAUCGAGAUUGGCAGACGCGAUUUUGGAAGCCCGUGAAAAAACAAGAAGAAGAAGACAAACUAACUCCAAACAUUGCACCAUCUCGGAGACCGUCUGCUAUUUCUCUGGGCAAGGCUGACGAGGAUACUAAUCACUUAACUAUACCAAAAAUAAUGGCCACGUCAUCCAGCAACGACACGUUGAAAGGUGAGGCGCCCUCAUCACCCGGUGCUGUUAGUUCUGUAACUCUGGUUGGAUCUAAAGAUGAUAAUAAAGUUGAAAAAGAGAAAAAAGAACCAGAGAGCAGUACAAGUAAAGUAGACGACAAGCCUGCGGUUAAAACCAGUAAUGGCAGUAAAAUUUUUGUGAAGGAAGAAAGUAUUGAAAUGGUGGAUCAGACAGCGGAGAAUAAUAAUAAUAUGAGAUUUAAAGAGGAACCUUCUGAGAAGAGCAAAUUUAAACUGGACGAGCAAACUGGCAAGUUCAAAAUUUCACAAAAGUUUUCAGAGUACUCGACACAGUGCGAGCAACGUGCUCGUACCCUGUCAGAGAGCCCGCGGCGUGGCCAGCUGUCGGCGCGUGCGCUGGGUGCGGGGGGCGUUGGCAGCUCGCUGGCUGCAGCGGAAGCGCGGCGGCGGUCUGAGAGCGUGCGCGGCGCGGCUGGGCCAGCCGACGACGCGCGCCGCGCCUCCGAUACCGCCUAUCGCUACGGGCCCCGCAGAUCCGUCAGUGAAAGGCGUUAUACCAGUUCGUCCAUCACCAGUGACCGUCGUCGUUUUUGGGGCGGUUCCGAGCCACGCUCCUCAGUGGCAUCACAAAUUUCUCAAGGCCCGAAUUUUCGACGGGAUUUCACUCAACCAAAGGUGGGAGUGGUCAUCACAUCCUUCCGGCAGUCUCACAGAAGGAGCAGUACAUCGACAGCCGCCAUAGCCUUUGCUGUGGCUACCUCAGGAGCAUCGAAUCCAAAGACACCGCCAACAUCUCCGCCUCCCCCUCGUCGUGAUUCUGUCAUAUCCACAGCUGCUACUAUGAGGGUCCUUAACGUCUUAAGGCACUGGAUCUUAAAACACUCGCACGACUUCUGGGUCGACGAGGAUCUGCGCAUGAUGACGAUGGAAUUCAUAAGGGAGAUACAGAAUAGUCCAGCGUUAAUGCCGGCGGAGCACAAGACCGCAACGCAACUGCUACGUCAUUUGGAAGGAGUCCCAGAAACUAAAGUCGAUCUGCAAGAACUACUCGCACCGCCUUCUGAGCCGUCCACUCUCAAUUCCUCAAUGUUUCGUGCACUUGAUUUGGCUGAGACUCUAACGCAUUUGGACUUCCAGAUAUUUAGGAACAUAAACAGCGAAGAGUUGCUGGGCCAGGCGUGGAUGAAACCAGACAAGGCAGAGCGCGCGCCUCACAUUCUACUCAUGACUUCACACUUCAACUAUAUAUGCAAUUUCAUCAUAUCGGAGAUACUGCAAAAGGAAACACCAGAAGAUCGAGUGGACGCAAUAGAGAAAUGGGCGGCUGCAGGGGACAUAAUCCGAUGCAUGCACAACUAUAACGGUGUACUGCAGAUAUAUGCAGCACUCUCCAACACCUCCAUAUACAGGCUUAAGAAGACGUGGGAGAAGGUAUCCUCACAUUCGAAAUCAGUGGUGGAGAAGUUACAAGCGGUUGCCACCUCAGAGGGACGCUUCAGGGUGAUGAGAGAUGAAUUACACAGAUCGGACCCACCUUGUAUGCCGUACUUGGGCAUGUAUCUCUCGGAUCUUUCGUUCAUCGAGGAAGGCACCCCCAACUAUACAACCGACGGACUUCUCAACUUCUCCAAGAUGAGAAUGAUUGCACACGUGAUCCGUGAAAUUAGAAAUUACCAGCAAACUUCAUAUAGGAUAAACUUCAAAAGAUAUAUAGCAGACUUCGUGCUAGACCGGUCGAUAGUACUCGACGAGGAGCAACAGUACGAGUUAUCGCUGCGAAUCGAACCGCGAUGUCCCCGCGGGUCUAUCGCGGGGCCCGGUGGGUCUACGGUUGCGGAGGUGGCAGGCGGGCUUCAGGGCGACGGGGGCGGGGAGGGCGCGGCUAGUGUGGCGAGCGUGGGGAGCGUGGCGGGUGUGGGGAGCGUGGCGGGCGGGGCGAGCUCUCCAGCAGCCUCCUAG